UGUUUUGGAGAGUAUUUCAAAAACAUGUAUCUGAUUUGUCAAAUCACUUAAGCGGUGUUUGAAUGACUGAUCAACCUGCCGGCGCUUAUUCUGGUGGUCACCGACCUUCCAGCGCAUGCGCACAUCGGAUACACAAUGGAGUCGGACGUACACAGAUACAUUUGACUCCGAAUUGAGAAACCGUGACUCUGGUGGGGACUUUGUCGCCUCAGUUGGCGAAGCCGUGGAUGUUACGAGGGAACGAUCUGCAGAAUCAUCUCCAGAACCCAAAAGAAGUGGUCCUUUCAACCGCCGCAAAGACAAAAUGUCUGAGGUCGUGGUCGGGAAGCGGAAGGAAAAAUGUGAGAAUUGCACCAAACAGUGUAACAAGAAGCAAAAUGAUAAUGGGACAGACUCACACGAGGAGGCGGAAAAAGUUAAUGGACAGGCAAGCGAAGGAACACAGUUGUUGCUCAGUGCUUGUCUGUCGUGCGACGGCUGCUUGUCGGAGGAGGAGAACUUGAAGAUUUCUCAACAGAAUCUUGAGGAAGUGGAGCGAGUGUUGGCCCUCAACAAAAAGUGUGACGUGACGAAACACAAGGUUCUGGUGGCAUCCGUGUGUCCACAGUCGGUGCCGUUCUUUGCUGUCAAGUUUGGGGUGGACGUUACUGAAGCUGCCAGCAAAUUAUGUGGCUUCCUGAAGAGCUUGGGUGUACAGUUUGUGUUCGACACCACUCUGGCUGCUGGUUUCAGCAUCUUAGAGAGUCAAAAAGAGUUUAUCCAGAGAUACCGUAGGAGGCACCAUGACGCUCACGCUCUGCCCAUGUUCACCUCUUCCUGUCCAGGCUGGAUCCGCUACUCGGAGCGCGUCCUAGGCAGCCUGGUCACACCUCACAUCUGCACGGCAAGAUCUCCUCAGCAGAUCAUGGGCUGUCUGGUCAAGGACUUUUUCUCCAAACAGCAGAAGUUGAAUCCAGAGAAGGUCUACCACAUAGUGGUGGCUCCUUGCUUUGAUAAGAAGCUGGAGGCCGUCAGAGAGGAGUUUUACAAUAGCGUACUGGAAAGCCGAGAAGUGGAUUGUGUCCUCACCUCAGGGGAGAUCUACCACCUCAUGGAGCGGAGGAAGGUUUCAGUGGAGGAGCUGGACUCUUUACCAUUGGACCAAGUGCUUGGAGAGGGAGCAGACGGGGUCCUAGUGAGACACGAAGGCCGCGGUUCAGAAGGCUUCCUAGAACACAUUUUCAAGCACGCAGCCAAAGAACUGUUUGGUCUAGAUGUCCAUGAGAUCACAUAUAAGACCCUCAGGAAUCGGGACUUCCAGGAAGUGACACUGGAGCGGGACGGGGAAACGCUGCUGCAGUUUGCAGCCGUCUACGGAUUUCGGAACAUCCAGACACUAGUGCAUCGAAUGAGAAAGGGACGAGUGCCGUACCAUUUGGUGGAAGUUCUGUCCUGCCCUGGAGGCUGUUUGAGUGGCCGAGGUCAGGCAGAGAGUGAGACGACGGGACGUGUGGACAAAUCCUUGGUCCAGCAGAUGGAGGAUGCCUACUGCAGCCUUCCGGUCUCCCUCCCCGAGGUCAACCCCGCCCUGCACACCCUCUACCAAGACUGGCUUCAGGGCCAGGAGUCCACACAGGCCGGCACUCUGCUGCACACUCGGUAUAAAAGUCAAAACCAAAUCCAGCCGCCCCACAUGCAGUGGUGAGACGCCAGGGACAAGAACUCUUCCACAGAAUGCUGAGUGAAUGAGUGAAAUACACAUGACUCACACGUUUGUCUUUACCAGCUGUGUAUUGAUGCUGUCGGUUCAUGAAUUGCAAAUCUAGGUGAGGUUACUGAUUACAGCGUGAAAUCCAAACCGGAGGCAGUGUUUCCACGGAACUAUGCAACAGUGGGAUGUCUGAUCAUUGAUCGUCACUAAAACAACAGCUGCUGUUCCCAUCCAUGAUGAUGAUGAUGAUGAUGAUGAUGAAAUUGGUGUUUUCUUUUUACAAUUUUUUUAAAUGGUACAUAUUUGUAUCAUCUCCAUGUCAUGUAAGUCCCUAUCUGGAAAGAAAACUGUGACGACUCAUUUUAAGUAUGUUUUAUCAUGUUGAACACAGUGAGAACAUACAUGUAGUACAUGGAUUCUGGAGAGCUGGAGUUUGUGGUUUAAUCUCUUCCCUAUGACGCAGACAUUUCAAAGAAUGAUACUGCUUUUGAAUCUUAUUUGGCUUUUAGCCAAAUGAUCAGAACAUACGAUUCUACAAGCAUCUUCUAUAUUAAUUCAUUAUAACAAAGUAACUAAAGAUAGAAACGUGAGUGAACACGUGAAGGACCAAACAAGGAAGCAAAACUGUCAUCAAUUGAAUGAAAAAUAAUUGAUAGGAAU
Messenger RNA from Synchiropus splendidus (mandarinfish), 2350 nucleotides. It is a transcript of the gene narf, whose product is annotated as nuclear prelamin A recognition factor. Gene Ontology annotation, cellular component: lamin filament. Lineage: Eukaryota; Metazoa; Chordata; Actinopteri; Syngnathiformes; Callionymidae. Gene Ontology annotation, molecular function: lamin binding. The transcript has 12 exons. The coding region runs from base 116 to 1684 and encodes 522 amino acids. The record is from RefSeq and is a predicted model, not a curated record.